Molecule: messenger RNA, 411 nt
Organism: Caenorhabditis briggsae
Lineage: Eukaryota; Metazoa; Nematoda; Chromadorea; Rhabditida; Rhabditidae
Gene: Cbr-rpl-27
Product: Protein CBR-RPL-27
Exons: 3
Coding region: 1-411 (136 amino acids)
Biological process (GO): translation
Cellular component (GO): cytosolic large ribosomal subunit; ribosome
Molecular function (GO): structural constituent of ribosome
Source: RefSeq, a predicted model, not a curated record
AUGGGCAAGAUUAUGAAGCCUGGAAAGGUCGUCCUCGUCCUCAGAGGAAAAUAUGCUGGGCGCAAGGCCGUCGUUGUCAAGCAGCAAGACGAGGGAGUCUCCGACAGAACCUACCCACAUGCCAUCAUCGCUGGAAUCGACAGAUAUCCACUCAAGGUUACCAAGGACAUGGGAAAGAAGAAGAUCGAGAAGAGAAACAAGCUGAAGCCAUUCCUCAAGGUCGUCUCCUACACCCACUUGCUCCCAACUCGCUACUCCGUCGAUGUCGCCUUCGACAAGGCCAACAUCAACAAGGAAGCUCUCAAGGCACCAACCAAGAAGCGAAAGGCCCUCGUCGAGGUCAAGUCCAAGUUCGAGGAAAGAUACAAGACCGGCAAGAACAAGUGGUUCUUCACCAAGCUCCGCUUCUAA